AUGAUUGGUGGUGAUUUAUCAUUAUUUGAAUGUGAAAAUUAUAAUGAAUUAACAGAAUUAGAAAAAGUAAUAUACAAAUUAAAAUGGUUAUUUUUAAUAAUGAUACUAUUAAGGAUACCUUGGUGUUUCUUUUCAUUUUUAUCAAUAUGUAAUAUGGCUAUAGAAAUAGUAACAAUUAUAAUUGGAUUAUUUGGAAUUAAAACUUUAAAAAAAUCAUUUCUAGUAUUGUAUUGCACCUUAUCAGAAGUAUCAUUUUUUAUGUCUUCAUACGAUAUUUGCCAAUUUUUAGAAAUUGGUAAUAAUAAUAAAUUUAAUAUAUCAUACCCUUUUAGAAUAUUAUUUACAGUUUUAUUCAUAAUAUGGAAUUUAUUUCAAACUCAAGAAUCAAAACCUUUAUUAAUUAGUAUAUCUGUAUCAACUGAUUCCAGAAAUGAUUUGACCACUACUACCACAACGACCGCUACAACAAAUAAUAUGGGUGAAGAAUCAGUAUAA
Dictyostelium discoideum AX4 is the source of this 495-nucleotide messenger RNA. RefSeq lists its product as hypothetical. The record is from RefSeq and is a predicted model, not a curated record. The transcript is spliced from 3 exons. The coding region runs from base 1 to 495 and encodes 164 amino acids. Lineage: Eukaryota; Evosea; Eumycetozoa; Dictyosteliales; Dictyosteliaceae.